AUGAAUCAACCUACAAAUCAAGCAGUUAGAGGUCAACCUUUGGCACCUCAAAACGUUAAUAUUCCUGUAAAUUCACCUUUUCAUAAUCUUACUGCCGAACAAAAAUAUAAAAUUUUAACUAAUGGUACAAAUCCAUUUACUGUACAAGAAACGGAAAAUCAAGCAUCUAAACGUGUUUCUCCUUUUUCCUGA
Racocetra persica is the source of this 192-nucleotide messenger RNA. The record is from the annotation of a GenBank genome assembly. NCBI's taxonomy places the organism in Eukaryota, Fungi, Glomeromycota, Glomeromycetes, Diversisporales, Gigasporaceae.